This is a messenger RNA of Erinaceus europaeus (western European hedgehog), 1310 nucleotides long. It is a transcript of the gene CCDC185, whose product is annotated as coiled-coil domain containing 185. NCBI's taxonomy places the organism in Eukaryota, Metazoa, Chordata, Mammalia, Eulipotyphla, Erinaceidae. Bases 1 to 1167 code for a protein of 388 amino acids. The record is from RefSeq and is a predicted model, not a curated record. The transcript has a single exon.
AUGGAGGGCUCGGGACACCGGUCCUCGCGGCGGAGCAGCUGGGCCCCAUCGCCCGCGCCGCCCCCGCGCCCCCGCCGCCGCCGCCCGCGCCCCGCGUCGCCCCGGGAGAGCCGCAGCCUGGGCGACCUGGCCCGCCGCCCGCGCCCCCGCGCCGCCUGGAGCGAGGCCGCCCCGCCCGAGGGCUGCGGGCACUGCGCGCGCUGCCGGCCCCCGCGCGCCCCGGACGGCGAUCGCUGGGCGGAGCCCGCGGGGCCGGGAUCGGGGUCGCCGCCGUCGGCGGGGUCGGGACCGCGCAGACCCCGCAGCGCCCCGGGGGAGCCCGGCGGGGAGGCGCGGCGCCGGCAGCUGCAGAGCGGCCUGCGGGAGGCGCUGGCGUCGGCGCGCGGCCAGGAGCUGGUGGCGCUGGUGCUCAGCCGGCUGCAGAAGGCGCAGCGCAUGCGGGAGCUGCAGCGGCAGGCGGCGGCCGCCUGGGACGACCUGCAGCGCUCGGACCGCCGGGUGCGGAGGACGCUGGAGCGGGAGCGCAGGCUGCUCCUGCAGCAGAGCCGCGAGCACUGGCAGCUGCUCGAGCCGCGCCGGGCGCACGGGGGGCCGCGGGCCGGCCGGGAGACGCCCCCCGAGGAGCGCGCCCGGGAGCCGGCCGAGCCCGGGAGGCGGCGCUGGCCGGAGCCGGAGAGGCCGCCGGCGCGGGGGGAGCCGCCCUGCCCCGGGAAGGCGGGCCUCAGCUCCCUGGUCAACUACGAGGCGCGCAGGGUGCUGCGGGACUGCCAGGCCAAGGCCGAGGAGCUGCUGCGCAGGCUGGCCCUGGAGCAGCCCGCCGGGGAGGCGCCCCCCCUGGCCCCGGGCGCUGAGCGGCCCCCGGAGGGACGCAGGCGGGCGCCGCGGGCCGAGCCGGGCGCGCACAGGGGCCCCCGCGACAAGGCGCUGCAGCUGCGGCAGCCCGGCCUCCUGCGGGAGCAGGUGCUGGAGCAGGUGCGGGAGCGGCAGAGCCACGUGGCCGGCAUCAAGGAGGCGCUGCGCAGGCGCGAGCGGGAGGAGGCGCCCCGGGAUCGAGCCCGGGACCCCGGCCGGGCCGCGCCCACGCCCACCACCCCCUCCAGCGGCUCCCUGGACGCGCUGCUGCUGGAGGCCCGGCGCCGCGCGGGUCUGCAGAGGGGGCGCUACUGACGGACGACCCCCGGGCCGGUCCCCACCCGCACCCCCAGGCCCCAGGCGGCCGUGCCUCUUCCUCCUCCUCCUCCUCUUCUUCUCCUCCUCCUCGGACUGUUAACUCAGCACCGGUUUUUUAAAAAUACAAAUCAGAUAGCUGC